Molecule: messenger RNA, 1959 nt
Organism: Pyricularia grisea
Lineage: Eukaryota; Fungi; Ascomycota; Sordariomycetes; Magnaporthales; Pyriculariaceae
Exons: 6
Coding region: 1-1959 (652 amino acids)
Biological process (GO): anterograde axonal transport
Cellular component (GO): mitochondrion
Source: RefSeq, a predicted model, not a curated record
AUGUCGGACGCCGCUACUGCUGCGCAAACUGCGCCGGCCGCGCAAAAGUCGGAUGACGCGAAGGAAGCCGGUUCCAAGUCGCCGGCAAGCCCGGUUGCGACAGCCGAUGGAAAGGCUGAUGCCGCUGGCGCGAGCGACGACAAGACCGACGCGACUCCUGCCGAUGAUGCCGACAAGAAGUCCACCCAAGGCAAGUACAGAUUCCAUAACGAGUCGAGCGAUAAGACCGAACAAGAAAAGGGAGACGUCGAGAUGAAGGACGCGGCUGAGGAUGCCAAAGAGUCGGGCGACGCGGCGGGCGCAGAAGACAAGUCGGGCGAGGAUGAUGCCGCCACCACCACGGUCGCGGAGAAGGUCACAGAGGUCGUCGCUGACGCGGCCGACAAGAUCGCAAAGGCACCAGGCGCGGUUGCCGACGCCGUCGCCGAGGUCGCGGACAAGGUCACGCCGGCAACACCUGCGGCCGACAAGAGUGGCAACAGCAAGUCGCGUAGGAAGUCGAACGCGACGCCCGGAGACGCCAAGAGGAAGCUCAACAAGAAGGGUUCUAGGGCCCGGAUAACGCACACGGACGCCAAGCCGGGCGACUACUUCUUCAUCAAGCUCAAGGGCUACCCCAAGUGGCCCGGCAUCGUCUGCUCGGAGGACAUGCUGCCCCAGACUCUGCUCAGGACGCGUCCCGUGACGGCCAUGAAGGCCGACGGAACAUAUCGGGAUGACUAUGCGGAUGGCGGCAAGCAGAUGCACAACAGGACGUUCCCGGUCAUGUAUCUGGCUACCAACGAAUUCUCCUGGAUCCCCAACACAGACCUCGAAGAUCUCGACACCUCCACCGUUGCCGACUUGGUAACCCCCAAGAUGCGCAAGGAUCUCCAGGCUGCUCACGAGCUCGCGGCCGAAAACAACGACCUCGACUACUUCAAGGAUCUUCUCAUUAAGCAUCAGGAGCAUCUGUUGGAGGAAGAGAAGGAGCUGAGGGCUGCCGAGGCGGCUGCGGCGGCCAAGGCAGAGGCAAAGGCUGCAUCUUCCAAGAAGGCGGCAAAGAAGACAUCUGCUGCCAGGGAGAGCACAGACGACGAUGUUGAGAUGGCCGAUGCUGGUGAUGAUGACGAACCUCCCGCUCAGGAGAAGAAGACCUCCAAGAAGCGCAAGGCUGAGGAGGAAGCUGCCACUCCUCAGAGGGCAGAGUCGGUCAAGAAGCCCAAGAUAAAGCUCACCACCAGCUCUACCCCUAAGCCGGCUAACGGCGCCUCCACACCCAAGUCUGCCAAGCCCGCAUCAGAGGCGAAGCCUAAGGCGGCCAAGGCUAAGAAACCAGCGGCGGAGAAGAAGGUCGAGAAGGCGGAGCCAGUGGUACCAAAAGAGCCGGAGCUCUCCCCUGAGGAGAAGCACCAACGGAAAGAGAAGGAGGUCUUAUUCCUCCGUCACAAGCUCCAAAAGGGACUCCUGACGCGCGACCAAGAGCCCAAGGAGGCUGAGAUGAAGACCAUGUCGGAAUUUAUCACCAAGCUCGAGGGCUUCCCAGACCUCGAGGUCAGCAUCAUCCGGGCGACCAAGAUCAACAAGGUUCUCAAGGCCAUCCUCAAGCUUGAGAACAUCCCCAAGGAGGAGGAGUUCAAGUUCAAGCCAAGAUCGCAAUCGCUCCUCGACAAGUGGAACAAGCUGCUGGCCGGCGAUGGAGGCUCGGCCAAUGGGGUCAAUGGAGCCUCCAAGAAGUCCGCUGCCGCUACCAGCGAAUCCAAGGCGGACAAGAGUGACAAGAGCGACAAGAGCGAGACCAAGUCCGAGCCAGCAAGCGCAAAUGGGGUCAAGGAGAACGGUGAUGCAAAGGAGGCCACGCCGGUCAAUGCCGAUGAGCCAGCAAGCAAGAGCGAAGAGCCAUCUGAGAAAGCAGAGAAUGACAGCGAGGCAAAAGAGGAGGAUACCAAGCCUACGGAGGCCGUCGAGGCAGCUGCUUGA